AACUUUCAGUUCUGGUUUGGUACAAUCAAAUACUCUAUACAUACAUUAGACUAUUAGAGUUAUCAAUAAUGCAAAGACUCUUCAAACUGAACACGGAGAAAUAAACUUGAUUUUCGAGCAACAUAUAUUUUUGCUGGUCUAAUAGUAAGGAUCGAAAUUGGACCAAUGCCUGCUAAAGUUUUCCUAACACUGUUGGUAGCUAUUGUUACGGUCAAAGCUGUGAAUGCUGUGACGUCAUGUAGAGAUCGAUGUGGUAACUUUGAUCGAGCGAGCCAUUGCCAGUGUAACGGUGCCUGUGCACGAUUUGGAGACUGUUGCCAUGACUACCUGACUGUUUGUAAUCCAGGAGGAAGACCUGGUGAGGCACCGGUUACUAAGCAGCCCAUCUUGUCGAGGGACAUAUCUCGCCUUGCAGACAGCCUUUGGGCAGCCGAUUCGAACCGUUUACCGGGUAUGAUGUACUCGAUCCGAAAACAGAGCAGAAUCACGCAUCUAUUCAGGCGUAGGGAUACAGCACCAAAGAGUCUCUUUUCAAACGUCCUACCAGCCGCCUUGUAUGGUCAAACUAUCACACCCUUCCGAGCUCUUCUAAACAACUACGAGCGAUCGGCAGGGGUGCCAGAGCGAAAUACGAUCACAAAACAACGAGAGAUCAGUCGAUUUCUAGAGGCCAUUUUCAGUACUGACGUCAUUCAAAGGACCUACAAUCUCCUUCACAAUAAAGGACAUUUCGCUUCUCAAACCGAAUUCAAGGAUUUCUUGAAUGCUACGUGGUUCGGUCUCUAUUCACGGUCUGGCGGCGUCCUGGACUCUUCGGCAUUCGAGCACACGUUCGUGGGGGAGAUGAAAAAUGGCGCUGUGACCGGAUUUCAUAACUGGAUACAAUUUUGUCUCCAGGAAAGAGCGGGAAAUCUCAACUACUAUGGCUACACCCGUGAAAAGCAGCCAAAUCAACUUCUUCUCCAGUUUAACUGGUUGGGCCAGGUGAAAACCCUGUCCUCCAUCAUACACGGUGUCAGUCCCGAGUUCGAGCUCGCUCUCUUCACCACGUGUUACAUCGCACGACCAAACAAUCUGUGUAGAUUUAAAAUCAACGAUCGAAACGUAGCUAUAAGAACGUGGACGCAUGAGGGCGACAAACUUGGUGCAGCUUAUUUCUAUGUGUAAGACUUUCAUGGAUUGUGUUCAAAAUGAUAUAU
Messenger RNA from Lytechinus variegatus (green sea urchin), 1199 nucleotides. Its product is annotated as poly(U)-specific endoribonuclease-like. The record is from RefSeq and is a predicted model, not a curated record. Bases 166 to 1167 code for a protein of 333 amino acids. The transcript has 6 exons. Gene Ontology annotation, molecular function: RNA endonuclease activity. Lineage: Eukaryota; Metazoa; Echinodermata; Echinoidea; Temnopleuroida; Toxopneustidae.